AAUAGUAAUAAAUCUAUUAAAUAAGUAAUUAUUGAGUAUAAUAAUGGCACAAAAAAGAUAGAGAAAUAAUUAAAUUAUAGUUGAUGCACGAAUACCGAACAGAAUAAUUAAAGAAAAUGAAGACAACAAAAAUACUUAUUUGGUUUCUUAUGGUAAUAAUUAUGUUGUGGAAGACAAAAACUACAUGGAAGUCAAUUAUCCAGAAUUAGUAGAGGAUUAUAAUUUGUUUAUUACAACAGGUGAAAGAUAUGAUUAAGAAUUUCUAUAAUAAAAGGCUCUGCAAUUUGCAUUAUUUUAAAUACAGGAGAAUCCAAUUAUAGAAUAAAAAUUAUUAGACAAAAAUAAAAAAGUCUAGUCUAAACAAUAGAGAAAAUAGACAAUACGAUAUAAAUGUUUGAAUUUUCUUGAUAUUUAAAUAAAUUCAUCAAUGAAAGAUAAAAAGUUAGCAAUCAAGAUGAAAGCAAAUGAUGGUAAAAUUACUAAUUUUCCAAGUAUGGAAAAGUUAAUAAAAAUAACUCAUGAAUUAUAAACAAUAGGAUACACUUAAGAUGAAUUAAUAGUAAGUUUUACACUUAAGAAUCAUCAGGAAUGUAUAGAGGAUAAUUCUGUUAUAAUAAAUGAUAGUCAAAUAGAUAAAAAUGUUAAGAUGAACGAUUGA
Messenger RNA from Paramecium sonneborni, 658 nucleotides. NCBI's taxonomy places the organism in Eukaryota, Ciliophora, Oligohymenophorea, Peniculida, Parameciidae. The record is from the annotation of a GenBank genome assembly.